CAUCGGCCAAAACUCGAAACCGGCGCCGCCAACCCGCCGCAUCCGCGGCCGCCGACCGGAUCCCCCCGCCGCACGCUCCCCGACACGGCCGCGUCAACUCCACCUGCGCCCCCGCGACCUCGUCUCUGCGAGCGCACAUGAUCGCGCGGUCAAACCCCAGAGGCAGAGACCCAGCCCGCCCGCUCCGCUAGGAAAUAACAGCUGCAGGCAGCAGCAACCCAAUGCUGUGCUCCUCCCACCACUCCUCCACCACCUCCUGCGCGCGCAAGUCAACUCCCACCCGCGGCCGCCGCGCCCCACGCCGGCCCCCAUGGCUCGCUCCGCGCCCGCUAGUCUCGUCGCCGUCUUCCUCCUGGUCCUCGCGCUCCUCCUCGCCAUCGUCGCCGCACAGGGCCCGCCGCUGCCACCCACCAACCCCUCCGACGCGGCCGCCCUGCACGCCGUGUUCCGGCAGUGGCGCCUGGAGGGCGACGCUGCGGCAGAGGACCCGUGCGGGAAGGGCGCCUGGUCCCGGUCGUUCGCGGUAAACGCGUCUGUCGACUGCGACUGCUCCAGCGGCGUCGAGUGCCGCAUCACGCAGCUGAAUGUGACUGGUUACAGGAACAUCACGGAGAUCCCGCCGGCGCUCUUUAAUCUGACGGAGCUUGUCUCUCUGGAUUUGAGUAAUAACAACUUGAGUGGUUCAGUUCCCCGAGAAGUUGGCAAUCUUUCCAAGCUGGAAACAUGGCACUUCAAUAAUAACAAUCUCAGUGGAUAUUUUCCUCAUGAGUCAUCACUUUUAAGGAAUCUCAAGUCCCUGUGGAUGUUUGAUAAUUACAUCGAAGGGCCUAUUCCAGAAUUUAUUCAGAACUUAACCAACCUGACAGACUUGCGAUUAUAUGGGAUGAAACUUCAAGGACCUAUUCCACAAAAUUUCUCCAAAUUGAUCAAUCUAGAAAACCUGAUGCUUGGUGACCUUGAGGGCAACUAUACUUCUUUUGAGUUCGUAGAAAACUGGGCAAACCUUUCAACAUUAUCUCUAAGGAAAUGUGGGCUCACAGGCCAGCUUCUUAGUCCUCCCUGAAACUUGCCCAAGCUGAAAUACCUGGAUUUGACAUCGAACAAUUUAUCAGGCUCAAUAAAACUAUUGCUUCAAUACAAGGACUCAUUAAACUUCAUAUAUGUAGGUAAUAACAGCUUCAGUGAACGUCUGCCUCCUGAAAUUAUUCAACCAUCCGUUCCUUUGAACGACCUCCCUUUUGAUUGGUAACAGAGGCAACGAGUCGCGAGCUCAAGAUGAUGGAUAGUGAGAACCAGCUAUUAGUUUUUAUCGCUGCUGCACAUCAUUUUCUUUCAAUGAUGGCCUUGGUGAUUGAAUCUGCAAAAAGAAAACGUCGUGCUCCUGUAGGAAGGAUUACUUAUGCUCCAAUUGAUGAGAGGGAUAGGAUAAGACUUGUUUAUCUCAAUACUAAGAUAUGGAGGGAUGAUGUAACUUGUGUGAGCAUGCUAAGACUUACUAGGGCAUCAUUCUUCCGUUUUUGUGAACUUUUUAGAAACCGUUGCCUUUUGGAAGACACCAUUCAUAUGUGUGUCGAGCAACAAGUUGCCAUGUUUUUGCACACAAUCGGUCACAAUGUUAGGAAUAGGGUAAUUGGUACCAAUUUUGGUAGGUCUAGUGAAACUGUUAGUCGCUACUUCAACAAAGUAUUGCAUGCUGUUGGGGAGCUACGAAAGGACUACAUUAGGCCACCAUCGUCAGCAACACCAGCUAAAAUUGCAGGGAACCCGAAGUGGGAUCCUUAUUUUAAGGAUUGUAUUGGUGCUAUUGAUGGUACACAUGUACGAGCCACAGUUCCUAAGGCAAUGGAGGCUGCCUUCCGUGGUAGGAAAAGUUACCCUACCCAAAAUGUAAUGGCAGCCAUUGAUUUUGAUCUUCGAUUUACAUUUGUCUUGGCCGGAUGGGAGGGGACAACCCAUGAUGCAUAUAUUUUACGGAAUGCUUUAGAACGACAAAAUGGUCUUCGUGUCCCACAAGGCGAGUUCUACCUAGUGGAUGCCGGAUAUGAAGCUAAACCAGGAUUUUUGCCUCCUUACCGUGAUGUGCGGUAUCACUUAAACGAGUGGGGCAACAAUCUUCAACCGUAGGCAUGCAUCUCUCCGCCAAACAAUAGAACGCGGUUUUGGGUCAUUGAAGAGAAGGUUCAAGAUUCUUGAUGAUGCUACUCCACAUUUUCCUUUUGCUACACAAGUUGAAAUUGUUGUUGCUUGCUGCAUUAUUCACAACUGGGUUAUAGAUGAUGGGGGUGAUGAGUUCAUAAUUCCAGAGGAUGAGGAAGUGCCUACUAUUAGCCACGAAAGAUCAUCACAUGGGCAAGCUGUUGAACAUGCCUUUAUGGUUAAUUUUAGGCAGGAAAUUGCCAAUACCAUGUGGCAAGAUCGACUUAACUCUCAUGGCAACAAUAUGUGAUCUAUGUAUCUUUUUUUUGUUUAUGGACCUAUGUAUCUUUGUGUGUUUAUGGACCUAUGUAUCUUUUUUUUGUUUAUGGACAUAUGUAUCUUUGUGUGUUUAUGGACCUAUGUUUGCUCAAAUU
Panicum hallii is the source of this 2570-nucleotide messenger RNA. Its product is annotated as probable LRR receptor-like serine/threonine-protein kinase At1g56130. Bases 311 to 1063 code for a protein of 250 amino acids. Gene Ontology annotation, molecular function: protein binding. The transcript has 15 exons. The record is from RefSeq and is a predicted model, not a curated record. Lineage: Eukaryota; Viridiplantae; Streptophyta; Magnoliopsida; Poales; Poaceae.